AUGAGGAAUUCUCUGGUCAUUCACGACGAGCAAUUUAAGCCUCUUUGCACUUGGACGCCCGAGGAUAUUCAAUCGUUUCUCCGACGUUGCGGAGUUCAACAAUCGAGUCGAAAUGUAUUCUUAGAAAAACAAAUCGAUGGUUACUUGUUUUUGUCAUGUACAGAGAAUGAACUGAAAGAAUAUUUUCUCAUGAAUGACGCUCACAUACGACAUGAUUUGAUCGAACGUGUCAUACAAACUAUUCACGAGGAACGACAGGAUUCAUUGCAAUGGCAUUGGACAUCGAUAAAAAACAAAGGACUCUCUGAUCAUGUGUAUAUCAUCCAUCAUUCGGAAGAUUCGACAAUGGCUCAUCAUAUUUCAAACUAUUUGAAAGAGAAAAACUUUCAAGUUUUUGCACAUCAACUCCACUAUGGAAGAAGUAAACAUCAAUUUUUAGCAUUGAACGGACCGAUUCUUGCUCGUGCAAAAUAUGUGAUUUAUAUUCUAACGAAGAAAUCUUCAUGUUCAAUAUUUCCAUUUCUUGAAUUGACCAUUGCCGAAUGGUUUGAAAAAUCAAUUCUUACAGUUUAUCUCGAAAAUAUUUGGAAUAACAUGCGAUCAACACUUCGUGCUUUGCUCAAUGAUUAUCCGAUGGUUGAUUUUAUUCAUCAAUCAUUACAAGAUGGUUUGGCCACCCUGUACUCACAUUUACCAUCGCAAAUCAAUGCAUCGGUAUGCAAUCAAAAACAGAUUAACAAACCGAAUCCCAAUCCAGAAGUAUCGGCAUUGCUAAGUGAAAAAAACUCGCGUUUUGUCUAUGUGAGUUAUUCGAAAUUCCAGGAGAAAUGGAAUGUCAUGCAUAUAAUUAAACGGUUGAUCAUUGCCCUUGAAAAACAUCAUUUUUACACUGGAUUUCAAGUCACAAGUCAUCCCAAUACCGCGCGAGAACAAUAUAGUUGCUAUCUUCCAAAAAUUCUAUCGAAGCCUUUCAUUACUUCGUAUUCGAAUGGCUUCAAUCAAUCGUCAAUAACCUCAACAUCUGUGGAUGUACGUCCAAUAAUCAGUUCAAGGGAUAUUCGUCAUUGUUCGAUUAUGAUUAUUUGUUUAACACCAACAUAUUUCCAUAACGAGCUUUGUUUGAAUGAAUUACGUAUAUGCGAAAUGUAUCAAAAGCCAGUUCUGAUUUGUCUCUUGCGACAUAUGAAUUCUUGCUAUUCGAAAACAUCGCUGAAGAGCAGUAUGAAUUUCGAUGACCAAUUCAGUGCUCUAAUUCCGGCUAGGUUCUCAAUGACAACAGCGCAUUUUUUACGGAAAAGUAUGCAAAUGUCAUGUGUUGAUUUGAGUACCGACGACUUAUUCUCGAGAAAUUUACCACAUUUACUGGAGAAAUUAGAAACAUUUACUGAUGCGUAUCAAAGUGAUAUAAACAUGUCAAUCAGUUCCGAACCUUCGAAUAUUUUCAACCAGAUUAGUGAAAUUUUCUGA
Molecule: messenger RNA, 1467 nt
Organism: Adineta ricciae
Lineage: Eukaryota; Metazoa; Rotifera; Eurotatoria; Adinetida; Adinetidae
Source: the annotation of a GenBank genome assembly